This is a messenger RNA of Amborella trichopoda, 2526 nucleotides long. Its product is annotated as putative methyltransferase PMT9. Gene Ontology annotation, cellular component: cytoplasm; endosome; trans-Golgi network. The record is from RefSeq and is a predicted model, not a curated record. NCBI's taxonomy places the organism in Eukaryota, Viridiplantae, Streptophyta, Magnoliopsida, Amborellales, Amborellaceae. Gene Ontology annotation, molecular function: methyltransferase activity.
CUCUCUGCACUUUCUCUCUUUGUGCAGUCACAUUCUUAACCUCUCUCUUCACUUUUUUUCUCUAAACUUUCACUUUGUUUGCUUCUCUCUGCACUGUCACGCAUUGUUAGCUUCCAAAAUAUGAGUGCUCUGUCUUCGUUUCAUUGUUCGGUUGGAGUGCUCUCUCUCUCUCUACUUGACAGGCUUUAAAAUCCUUGCUGUUCGUCUGCAAAAAUGGCUCUCCAAACCCACGAUUAGUUACGGGAUUCUGCGUUCUUCUUUUGCUGCUCCAUGAAAGGGCUCUUUCCUUUCUCUUUUUUAAUGGAAAUUGAAGUCGAAUUAGGGUUGUGAGGUCCAAUUACUGUGUGGUGAGAGUUCUCAGGAUGAAGUAUAGAGGAGAUUAUGUACAGAGCAAGAGAGUUGUCGCUUCUUCGAUUCUCGCUGCUCUGGUUUUUGUUGGGUUGAUAUGCGUUUACUAUGGGUCUUUUUUUGCACCUCAGUUUCGAGAAAAGGAGGAUUUUGAUGGUGUCGACCCUGUAAUUGGGAGAGUUAGAGCAGGAGAAGAUGAUUCUGGAGAGGGAGUGAGAGUAAUUGAUGCUCCAUCUAAAGAUGAAGAGUCUGGGUUUGAUUCUAGUGACUUUGAUGGCCUUCUUCCUGAUCAACAGAGUUCUGAGACCUAUAGAACCAUACCUGUAUGUGUUGCAAGGCUUUCCGAAUUGAUUCCUUGCUUGGAUAGAAAUCUCCAUUAUCAGCUUAAAUUAAAGCUGAAUUUAAGCUUGAUGGAGCACUAUGAGCGCCAUUGCCCUCCUCAAGUGAGGCGCUACAAUUGCUUGAUUCCUCCUCCUCCUGGUUAUAAGCCUCUUAUAAGAUGGCCAGCAAGCAGGGAUGCAGUGUGGAAGGCAAACAUACCUCAUACACAUCUUGCCACUGAAAAAUCCGAUCAGAACUGGAUGGUUGUCAAUGGAGACAAGAUAAACUUUCCUGGCGGGGGCACUCAUUUUCACUAUGGCGCGGAUAAAUACAUUACAUCAUUGGCAAAGAUGCUCAAGUUCCCUGAUGAUAACCUCAACAAUGGUGGAAACAUUCGCAAUGUUCUUGAUGUUGGUUGUGGGGUUGCGAGCUUUGGGGCUUAUCUUCUACCCCUCAACAUCAUAGCUAUGUCACUUGCUCCAAAUGAUGUCCACGAAAAUCAAAUCCAGUUUGCCUUGGAAAGGGGGAUACCUUCAGCGCUUGGUGUUUUGGGUACAAUGAGAUUGCCUUAUCCAAGUAGGUCAUUUGAACUGGUUCAUUGCUCUCGGUGUAGGAUCGAUUGGCUUCAGAGAGAUGGCAUUUUGUUAUUGGAAUUGGAUAGAUUGCUGAGGCCUGGAGGCUAUUUCGCGUAUUCAUCUCCUGAGGCAUAUUCACAGGAUGAGGAGAACCUCAAGAUAUGGAAUGAUAUGAAUGAUCUUCUUAAGAGGAUGUGCUGGAAAGUUCGGUCGAAAAGAGACCAAACUGUAAUAUGGGUCAAGCCAAUGAGAAACAGUUGUUACUUUGCGAGAGCUCAGGGAACUCAACCUCCUUUGUGCACUUCAGAUGAUGACCCUGAUGCAGCUUGGUAUGUUCCCAUGAAGGCUUGCAUUACAGUAUACUCCAAAAACAUGCAUCGUGCAAAGGGUAGUGGUUUGGUUCCAUGGCCUCAAAGACUGUCAACUCCACCACCUCGUCUUCAAGAACUUAAUAUCAGCAAUGAAGAAUAUCUUGAGGACAUGGAAAUAUGGCGUUGGAGAGUUACACAGUACUGGAAGCAGAUGAAAGCAGAAGUUCAACGUGAUACGUUCAGGAAUGUUAUGGAUUUGAAGGCUAAUCUUGGUGGUUUUGCUGCUGCCCUGAAUGAUAAGGAUGUUUGGGUAAUGAAUGUCAUUCCUGUCAAUGAGUCAACCAAAUUGAAGAUUAUUUACGAUCGAGGAUUGAUUGGGACAGUUCAUGACUGGUGUGAAUCAUUCUCAACCUAUCCUCGCACAUAUGAUCUUCUCCAUGCUUGGAACAUAAUCUCGGACAUUGAGAGACAUGGAUGUAGUAUUGAAGACCUACUGAUUGAAAUGGAUCGGAUUUUGCGGCCUCUUGGGUUUGUCAUAAUAAGAGACAAGGCAUCGGUCGUGAACUAUGUCCGUAAGGUUUUACCGGCCCUUCGGUGGGAUAAAUGGGUCUCAGAAGUGGAGCCAAGUGUAGAUGCUCUUUCUUUUGGAGAAGAAAGAGUUCUAAUUGCAAGAAAGAAACUAUGGAAAAUUAACGAUGUUGAUGAAUGGUGAGAUCCCCUUUUUUUGAGCUAUAGUCAGUCUUUUGCUGCUUAGCAGUUCUGUAUAUUAAAGGAGUGGGGGCUAAGCUCUGUCUCCUUUAUCUUUUUCUGUACUAGUUUCUCAAUUGGAUCAACAUAGUUUCUUCUUUUGGGUAAGUUUGGAUGUAGGUUAUCUGUAAUUAUCUCAUGUUUCUAUUGGUAUUCGAGUUUAUGUAGCAGGUUUUAAAUCAGAUUUUUAAUGUGAUUUUGUAUGAUUCUUGUGCUUGAUGAAA